Molecule: messenger RNA, 1797 nt
Organism: Glycine soja
Lineage: Eukaryota; Viridiplantae; Streptophyta; Magnoliopsida; Fabales; Fabaceae
Product: oxysterol-binding protein-related protein 3C-like
Exons: 10
Coding region: 219-1571 (450 amino acids)
Cellular component (GO): membrane; cytosol; intracellular membrane-bounded organelle
Molecular function (GO): sterol binding
Source: RefSeq, a predicted model, not a curated record
UAUAUUUUAUAAUUUAAAUCUGAAGAUACCAUAUUCAUCCAAAUCUAGUAGUAUUUGUUUUCCAUUUUACACAACACAACCCACACUCCUGUCUCUUCAAUCGUUUGAGUUUGAGUUUGAAUUUGAUUUGGACGAGGUUGGAGGUUUGCAAUUUCCUUCGGUUGUGACCUGUGAAUCCGAUUGUAUUCUGAAUUAGGGUUUAAGCUUUACACACAGAGAUGGGUAGCCCCUCGAAGAAGAACGAAAGUAAGGGGUUUUUCGCCGCCGUGUCUUCCAUGUUCACCAGCGCUGUCAACCGAUCGGUCAACGGGCUUAGUGUAGAAGUCAUAAAUCCAGAGGGAGGUAAAGAAGAUUCGGAGGAGGAAGCUCAGAGAGGAAGAUGGAAACAGGAGGAAAGAGAUGGUUACUGGAAGAUGAUGCAGAAGUAUAUUGGCUCGGAUGUAACAUCAAUGGUGACACUACCAGUUAUUAUAUUUGAACCAAUGACUAUGAUUCAGAAAAUUGCUGAGUUGAUGGAGUACUCCUACUUGUUAGAUCAAGCAGAUGAAUCAGAGGAUCCAUACAUGCAGUUAGUUUAUGCAACAUCAUGGGCCAUAUCGGUGUACUUUGCGUACCAACGAACCUGGAAGCCUUUUAAUCCUAUCCUUGGAGAGACUUAUGAAAUGGUUAACCAUGGUGGAAUUACAUUUCUUGCUGAACAGGUGAGUCAUCAUCCCCCAAUGAGUGCUGCGCAUGCCGAGAAUGAGCAUUUUACAUAUGAUGUGACUUCAAAGUUGAAAACUAAGUUUUUGGGAAAUUCUGUUGAUGUUUACCCUGUUGGAAGAACUCGUGUGACCCUUAAGAGAGAUGGUGUUGUCUUAGAUUUGGUGCCACCUCCUACAAAGGUUAACAACCUCAUAUUUGGCCGAACUUGGAUUGAUUCACCUGGGGAAAUGAUAAUGACAAAUUUGACAACUGGAGACAAAGCUGUACUAUAUUUUCAACCAUGUGGAUGGUUUGGUGCUGGUCGAUAUGAAGUGGAUGGAUAUAUUUAUAAUUCUUCCGAGGAGCCUAAAAUAUUAAUGACAGGGAAGUGGAAUGAGUCAAUGAGUUAUCAGCCCUGUGAUUCAGAAGGAGAGCCUCUUCCAAACACAGAAUUGAAAGAGGUUUGGCAUGUUGCUGAUGUUCCCCAGAAUGACAAAUUUCAGUAUACACAUUUUGCUCAUAAAAUAAACAGCUUUGACACUGCCCCUAAAAAGUUGUUGGCGUCAGAUUCUCGUCUACGCCCAGAUAGAUAUGCACUCGAGAUGGGCGAUCUGUCAAAAUCUGGGGCAGAAAAGAGCAGUUUGGAGGAGAGGCAGCGUGCUGAAAAGAGAAGCCGAGAGGAGAAAGGGCAUAGCUUCACACCAAGAUGGUUUGAUUUAACUGAAGAAGUGACACCAACUCCUUGGGGUGAUUUGGAAAUCUAUCAAUAUAAUGGUAAAUACACUGAACAUCGGGCUGCUGCAGAUAACUCGGGAAGCAUUGAUGAUGUUGAUGUUAAAUCAAUUGAAUUUAAUCCAUGGCAGUAUGGUAAUUUGGUCACGGAAUGAACUAGUUUCAAUUUGCUUUUGGUUUUUGGAUGCUACAGCUAGUUCAUGUAACUUUUUUAUUGAUACAUAGAAUAAAUCUUUUUUUUGUGUGUGGUUUUGUUUGCUUGUGUACGUUGUAAUAUCUGCAGUUCUCUUUCUGCCUAGGUUAGUAUUUUGAUUCCAUCACGCAGAAUGUUCUUUUGUUUUGAAUGGAUGGAAAACGUAAGAGUUACCUUGAACUUGUAUA